UUGUUUAUAGAGAAAGGGAAGACUUUUAUUUGAAUGGAAGCCGUUGAAUGAAAGAGCAAAGCAUAUAAAAAUUUAAAUUUUAUUGCGAUCAGAAAAAAAUAAAGUUAUCAUGUGAUUUUGAUCAGUCUGCCAUUAGUCAUCGAAGAUUAAACAUCAAAAAAGAAAAAUACCAGAGAAGAAGAAGAAGAAAAAGAAAUUUGAAAUCAAGUUCAGAUCAAACCAACAACAAGAACAACAGCAACUGCAACUGCAACAAAAAAUUUUCUAAGUAAAUAAUACUUAAAAUGGGUCGAGAAGAUCUCGGUUUGUUGAACACUGGUGAAUCAAUCAACCUGCGCGAAAACAGUCCACCGAACAGCAUUUGUAAAGAUGGUGACUCCAGCUCCAGUCAAUCGUACACAGAUACAAAAUGGUAUAUCAAAUUUUGGCGUCGCGAUAAGUUGAUGAUCUUUAUCAUUAUCGCUGUUUUGUUGGGCUUUCUGGUUGGAAUAACGUGCAACAAGCCUAUACAAAAUUUGGAAGAACCUACACGCUCGACCGUGCUCACAUUCCUUGGAUUUCCAGGAGAGAUAUUAAUGCGUAUGUUGAAAAUGUUGAUUUUACCACUUAUUGUGACAAGCUUGAUCGUUGGCUUGGCCGAACUUGAUCAAAGAGCUUCCGGACGGCUUGGCAUGCGGGCAGUUUGUUAUUACAUGGCAACCACGUUAUUUGCUGUCAUCCUUGGUAUUAUCCUAGUCGUUGCGAUCAAUCCUGGAUCGAAAGCUAGUCCGUCCGAUGAAAAAGAAGACCGCAAAGUGCGAGCACUGGAUUCGUUUCUUGAUCUCAUUCGUAACAUGUUUCCUGACAAUCUCAUCAAGGCGUGUAUUGCUCAGCUCACCACUGAAGUGAAAGUGAUCAAAACGAACGUUCAAAAGCAUAUCGUGAACUACGGGAUUAUGUCAUUAAACGAGUCAAAAUUAAUCAACUCGACACGCGACAUAAUGAUGGAGACUGUAAAUGGUUCAACAGUGUUUUUUUACGAAACAUGGGAUAAUGUCACGGUAGCCGGUAAAGGUAAAUAUGGAGGAAGCACAAACAUUUUAGGGCUAGUGGUGUUUUCGUUAGCCGUUGGAUUGAUCCUAGGUAAGAUGGGUGACAAAGCUUCAGGAUUUGUCAACUGGAUGACGACUUUAAAUGACGUUGUCAUGGAGUUAGUCACGUGGGUGAUGUGGUAUUCACCCAUUGGUAUUUGGAGUUUGAUCGCAGCAAAGUUUGCGUCCAUGAAUAACAUCUUGGGCACCUUUGAAAGUCUCGGCUUGUACAUGGUCACCGUCAUUUCUGGUCUGUUGAUUCAUUCACUUAUCGUACUACCGUUGAUCUACUUCUUGACAACGCGCCGAAAUCCACUUCUGUACGUGAAGGGAAUCGUACAAGCUUUAUUGACAGCUUUUGGGACCAGCUCAAGCUCAGCUACUUUACCUGUCACUUUCCGAUGUUUGGAAGAAACAAAUCGUAUUGAUAAACGAGUUACUCGAUUUGUGUUACCCAUCGGAGCCACUAUCAACAUGGAUGGUACAGCACUGUACGAAGCUGUAGCCGCCAUCUUUAUUGCGCAAGCAUCUGGCCUCAAUUUAAAUUUGGGUCAAUAUAUUGCAGUAAGUUUGACCUCGACGUUGGCGUCGAUUGGAGCAGCAGGAAUCCCUCAAGCUGGAUUGGUUACUAUGUUGAUUGUUUUGCAAACAAUAGGACUCCCAGAAGACGCUAUCACAUUAAUUAUCGCAGUUGAUUGGUUCUUAGAUAGAGUUCGAACGACUGUUAACGUAUUAGGUGAUGCUUUCGGUGCCGGCAUCGUAGCACAUCUUUCAAAAGCAGACUUGUUGGAAAUGGAUCGACAUCACGAAGAAGAAUUGCGAAGAAAUCAAGUAGCAGUGGCACCCCCAAAACCUGACCCCAAUGCUCACCACGUUAACUUGUAUACUGGAAUGACAGCUUUUUAGUAUGAUAUCCUACUAAGUUUCGUGAAAACGCUUUAAAAUUCCGAGUGUAUUACGACGCUGGAGCAAUUCCAAACUUCCGCGCGAAACAUUUCGACAUUUGUAGAUAUGUAUACAUGUGCAGAGACUUUGUAAAUAGGUUUUUAGUAUUUAUUUAUUUUCUAUAUAUUUUCCUUUCUGAAACAUUCACUAGCAAUAAUACAGUCCAGAUUGGCUGAAACCUUAAUCGAAUCCUAAAGUUUUUACAUAAAAAAAACUAUUCUCCCCGGUUUUGUCGGUCCCGUAACAUUCGUUGAAGUCUGCAUAUUACAAAAACAACACCAUGCUAAUGUUUUUACGAUCUUCAAAGUUGAAUACAUUAUUAUUAUAUCUUUUUGCUAAAAAAGAAAGGCCUCGUUUACAUGUAAAUAUGUUUGUACUAUGUUUAUUUGUAGCUUUUAAGGCUGUAUUUACAUGUAUGUAUAUUCUGUAAAAAAUCAUAGUGUUUGAAAUAAACUAAAAACUUAGAGA
Hydractinia symbiolongicarpus is the source of this 2483-nucleotide messenger RNA. RefSeq names its product excitatory amino acid transporter-like. NCBI's taxonomy places the organism in Eukaryota, Metazoa, Cnidaria, Hydrozoa, Anthoathecata, Hydractiniidae. The transcript has 5 exons. Gene Ontology annotation, biological process: L-glutamate transmembrane transport. Gene Ontology annotation, cellular component: plasma membrane. The coding region runs from base 285 to 1976 and encodes 563 amino acids. The record is from RefSeq and is a predicted model, not a curated record. Gene Ontology annotation, molecular function: glutamate:sodium symporter activity; neutral L-amino acid transmembrane transporter activity; L-glutamate transmembrane transporter activity.